Molecule: messenger RNA, 2110 nt
Organism: Durotheca rogersii
Lineage: Eukaryota; Fungi; Ascomycota; Sordariomycetes; Xylariales; Xylariaceae
Product: uroporphyrin-III C-methyltransferase
Exons: 2
Coding region: 168-1922 (584 amino acids)
Biological process (GO): siroheme biosynthetic process; sulfate assimilation
Molecular function (GO): uroporphyrin-III C-methyltransferase activity
Source: RefSeq, a predicted model, not a curated record
UACUUCCUUUUAUAAUCCGUCAGUUGUCAGAUAGAAGGUCUUCGGGAACUCUGUUACGAAGACCUGCAGCCAUAACCGCAUAACCUACUUCCACCUUGUCCAUCGUCUCUCCUCGGCCUGCUCACCCCCCUCCGACAUCACCAGGGGGUCAGGCGCAUAUACCGACAAUGAGUGCCUGCGCCAGCAAUGGCAAUCCUCACGUGUCCCUGUUGACGGCGACCGACGCUCGCGCUCACGUCCACCUUGUUAUCGGAUCGAACCCGCUGGCCGCCGCCCGGUGCACGCAGUCCCUGAGUGCAGGCGCGUCUCCCGUUCUCGUUGCGCCCGGCGAGGCCGAGCUGCACUACGCGCUGCGGAAGCGUGUCGACGAUGGUGAGGUGAAGUGGCUGCGGGAGCCGUUCCGAGACGAGCACCUGUUCGCUCUCGGGAGGGAGGAGAUCGGCCACGUCGUCGAUGCCGUCUUCGUCACCUCGGGACCGCGGGAGCCGCUAAGCAUUCACAUAUCGACGCUGUGCAAGCGCCAUCGAAUUCCUGUGAACGUGGUUGAUGCGCCGCAGCUGUGUACCUUCGCGCUGCUGUCGACGCACGUCGACGGGCCGCUGCAGAUCGGUGUCACGACUAACGGCCGCGGCUGCAAGCUCGCGUCGAGGAUCCGCCGCGAGGUCGCCGCCGCGCUGCCCCCGAAUCUGGGCGACGCCUGCCGCCGGCUCGGCGACGCGCGCCGUCGCAUCCAGGAGGAGGACCACCUGCUGCACGCCGCCCUCGCUGCCGAUGGAGACGACGACGACUCGGUCGGCCAGUCCGCCGCCUUCAACAGGCUCGUGACCGAGGCUGACCUCGAAGCCGCCAAGAACAGGCGCAUGCGCUGGCUCAGUCAGAUCUGCGAGUACUGGCCGCUCAAGCGGCUCGCGACCAUCACGGAUGACGACGUCACAGAUAUGCUAAAGUCGUAUGAGGGCCUGGGCAAUACCGGCGCUCCUUCCGCAUCGGCCGAGUCCGCCUCGGCUUCCUCUCCGUCCUCGCUCUCCUCCUCCCUACCGCCUCCCGCACCGCGUAUCGGGCGUAUCAUCCUCGCCGGGUCCGGGCCGGGACACCCAGACCUGCUGACGCGGGCGACGUACCGGGCGCUGCGGGCGGCGGACCUGGUGCUGGCAGACAAGCUGGUGCCAGCGGGAGUGCUAGAGCUGGUGCCGCGGCGGACACCGGUGCACAUCGCGCGCAAGUUCCCGGGAAACGCAGAGGCGGCGCAGGAGGAGCUGCUCGCGCUCGCUCUGGAAGCGUUCCAGAGCGGCAAGACGGUGCUGCGGCUCAAGCAGGGCGACCCGUACGUGUACGGGCGCGGCGGCGAGGAAGUCGCGUUCUUCGCGCGCCACGGGGCGCGCGUCGCGGACGGCCGCGUCGUCGUGCUCCCGGGAGUGACGUCGGCGCUCGCGGCGCCCCUGCUCGCGGGAAUACCGCCGACGCAGCGCGACGUCGCGGACCAGAUCCUAGUGUGCACGGGCACGGGGAAGAAGGGCCGCGCCCCCGACCCUCCCGAGUUCGUCCCCGGCCGCACCGCCGUGUUCCUGAUGGCGCUGCACCGCGUCGGGGACCUGGUGCGGGAGCUGACGGCGCACACGGAGGCGGAGGCAGGAGUGGCGGGGGACAAGCCGGCCCGCGCCCUCUGGCCGCGCGACACGUCGUGCGCGGUGGUCGAGCGCGCGAGCUGCCCCGACCAGCGCGUCAUCCGCACGACGCUAGACCGCGUGGCCGAGGCCGUCGAGCAGGAGGGCAGCCGCCCGCCCGGCCUGCUCGUGGUCGGGCGCGCGUGCGCGUUCCUCCACCCGCUCGAGAAGGGGCGCGCGUGGACCGUCGAGGACGGGUUCCGCGGGCUCGACGUCGGUGACGAGCUCGCGGACGGGCUGUGGGGUCCGGCGGCUUGAGGGGGUGCGUGUGAGCAUACGGACGGCGUUACUAUGGCGAGAGGAUGGAAAAGGUGAUAAGUAUUUAUUCGGCGCGCUGCAUGGCAUUUCCGAGCCGGGAGGUACCCGGGAGGGAAGGGUGUCUACGGAAAAGUGUGAUUUGGAGGUUCAUCAUGUAAAGUCCUUAAACUGCGGCCAACUAGGACUAA